This is a messenger RNA of Cyanistes caeruleus (blue tit), 917 nucleotides long. The record is from RefSeq and is a predicted model, not a curated record. Lineage: Eukaryota; Metazoa; Chordata; Aves; Passeriformes; Paridae.
AAUCCACCCAGUUUGGUGGGAAGCAUGGAGAAGGUGCUAGGAGCAGAGAGUGAGGAGCAGCUGGCAGCUGAUUGGAGCCAGCUGAGCUCCUGGGAGGGAGGCAGCGAGGGGCUGUCACGUUCCCACGAUCCCUAUGCCAACUCAUCCAUUGCUGCUGAUGCACAGUCGACCCUUCCCACGGGUCACAGGGAAACCAAGGUGAUGAAGAGGAAGGUGCUGAGGCACAGACCCGAUGGAAGGGUGGAGGUCUCCGAUGAGUCACCGAACGCCAAGCCACCAUUCCUGGGGCAUUCCAGGACUAAUCUGGAUGACAUCGACUCCAGAGAGAAAUUAGAGACCAGGCGUGGCACCAUGGAGGACUACCUGCACUUUGAUGAUAAUGAUGAUGACUGGUUCGUUGAGGACAGCCCCCGCUCUCUCCUUGGGGAUUUUGGGAGCGACUCCAUUCCAGAGCGACCGCCCUUGUCCUACAUUAUUUCACAGGCUGAACGAGUGAGGAGAACUGACCCAGUGACUGUAUUGAACAAAUAUAGACAAGCCUGGCAAAAAUUCCGCUUUCCUGGGGAGGAUGCACGUCAGAGCUUGCGCUGGGCCGUGCGGCAGCAGAUGCUCCAGCUGGGGCUGCCGCCGCGGGCGCAGAAGCGCCUCGUCCCCAAUAACUACGAGGUGCCCACGAUGAAGAAGCGUGACGCCCUGCGCUUUGCUGUGCGCUGGGACCUGGCCAACCACCGCGUGCCCCAGCAGAGCACCUCCUCCUAGAGCCCCAGCCCCGCUGCUUUCUCCUUCUCAACAUCCUCCCAUAGUCUGGGAAAUCCCGCUGGUGCGCUUCAAGCAGGUUAAGCUUUGGUGUGGAGGAGGUUUUCUUUGCAAUGUCUCGGCAAUAUCUUUUUUCCUCAAUAAAGCAUCUGCAAAGAUUC